AUGGCAGCUCUCUGGGGCACGGGGCCAGCGCGUCUAGCCAGCUCGAAGUGCCACGACUUCACAGCCGACCACGGACCCAGCGGAGCAUUUUACCCUCAAUCCAUCUCCUUUGAAGCACGCAGACGUAGCCUUAUCAACAGCGCAGUUUACCAAAACCAAAUGAUGGAUAUCUAUGACCCCCAGACACUUGGGAUUAUGGUAUUUGGUGGAUUCAUGGUGAUCUCAGCUGUCGGGAUCGCCCUUGUUUCCACCUUCUCGAUGAAGGAAACGUCCUAUGAGGAGGCUCUGGCUAAACAGCGCAGAGAGUUGGGUAAGGUACAGUCUGUCCGCUCUGACAAGAAGAAAAAGGACAAAGUGUCUGAGAAGAAGAGCCGUGGGAAGAAGAAGGAAGAAAAGCCCAAUGGAAAGAUCCCAGAGCAGGAGAAGACUGAUGAGGCUGCAGAGGCCGACUCUGAAGCUGACCCGGUCACUGAGCCAGCUGCUGCCACCCCAGAUGUGGCUGCUGCCCCCACCCCCGAGCCGGCCCCUGCUGCUGUUGAGGUCAAACCGGCCGCAGACGCCCAUCCCAAAGCUGCAGCUGAACCCAGCCCCGCGGCAGAGCCCUCACCGGUGCCCUCGCCCAAAGAGAAAAAGAAGAAGAAGGUGGCUAAGGUGGAGCCAGCUUCGGCACAGCCGGCCCCAGCUGUGUCUGCCGCCCCGGUGAAGACCUCCGCGGCCCCCGUUGUAGCCCAGGCUCCUGCAUCUGCCCCGACCAAAGCACCCGCCCCGUCCUCCGCACCUGCCCAGGCUAAGCCCGCACCCGAGUCAAAGAAGUCGGCUGCUUCAACCAAGAGCCCCCCUGCCCCGGCGUCAGCCCCACCGUCGGCCAAGUCUGCCCCUGCACAAGCUAAAGCUGCGGCUUCCUCUGCCCCCGCCACAGCCAAGUCUGCCCCCGCUCCAACCAAGUCCGCUGCAGCUCCUGCCAAGUCUGCUGCAGCCCCAUCCAAGGCGCCCCCAGUGCUGGAGUCCGUCACCAAAGAGGUCCCAGUGAUGGCCGUACCCCCUGUGGGAUCUCAGCAGGCUUCUGAUGUGGCUACAAAACCACAGGAGCCCAAGAAGAAGGCCUCCAAGAAGAAGGCCGAGCCUGUGGCUGUAGCCGACGCUGCCGACGUGCCGUUGUACCUGCCCUACAAGGCCCUGGUUUCCACCAUCAGCAGCAUGAUGUUCAGUGAAGCAGAGGCGCACAGGCUCAUCGAGAUCCUGUCCGAGAAAGUCGGCAUCAUUCAGGACAUGUGGCACACGGCCACUCAGAAAGGUGAUCCAGUGGCCAUGCUGAAAAAACAGCUGGAGGAGAGGGAGAAACAGCUGGCGGCAGAACAAGAGGAUGCCUCAGCUGUCAAGAACCGCCUCAGAGAGCUCACCAAGGAGCUGUCUGCCGAGAAGUCCAAGGUGGCCAGCGUGGAGACCAGGCUGAGUUCCCAGCUCAGUAAGAGGGAACAAGAAAUGAUCGCCCUGCAGGCUCGCAUGCAGGCUAGUUACCAGGACAAUGUAGCCCAGACCCAGAGGCUUAAUGCGAAGAUCCUGAACCUGCAGGACCAGCUGGAAAAGGGGCCCAAUGCCCAACUGGCUCGCCUGCAGCAGGAGAACUCAAUCCUCCGCGACGCUCUCAACCAAGCCACCAGUCAAGCUGAGAGCAAACAAAAUGCAGAGCUGGCCAAGCUGCGUCAGGAAUGUGCAAAGUUAACCAAGGAGCUUGGAGAGAAGACAGAAAGUCUGCUUGCUGAUGAACAGUUGAAGAAAAGCCUGGAAGCUAAGGUCUCCGCCACUGAGAAGCAGCUCUCAGUGCUGCAGGCCAGCCACUCGGAGUCCGAGCAGGCGUUGCAGAAGAAAUUGGAGGAGGUGUGUGAGGAGCUCAGAACAACUCAGAGUAGAUACAGCAACCUGCAGGCCACGCUGGAGAAGGCUCAGCAGGAGAGCAGCACCCUCUCAGAGAGUCAGGUACGCAUCGGGAAAUUGGAGGCUGAGAUCGGGGAGCGCUCGGCUCAGGUGGAUACCCUCACCGCCCAGCUGGAGGAGACGCAGGCUGAGAAAAACCAGCUCGCACUGCAAGUGGUCUCCAUCAACUCGCUGCUAGAGGCCAGUCAGACCAAACAGGAGGAGGACAAGAAGGAGCUGGCAGAUGGAGCUGAGCUGGAGCAUCUGAAGCUCAGCCUGCAGGAGAAAGACGGCCAGCUGACCGCGCUUCACGAGGAACUGAAGCAGCUGCAGGCAAAGAAGGAAGCCGCCGAGAACACUAUUGUUGAUCUUGAGCAAAAAAACAAGAGUGAGGAUGCCAGCCUCAUCUCAUCACUUGAGAAUGAACUUAAAAACCUCAAAGAGGAGAUGGUGCAACUUAAAACCACAACAACCGAUACCUCCACAGAUCUGACACAGCUGCAGAACAGUCUGAAGGAGAAGGAUGCCCUCGUUGCAUCACUACAAGAGGAGCUGACUGCAGCAAAGGAAAAGCCAGCCUUUAAUGAAGAACAAAAUGAUUUGGUCCAACUGGCAGCUUUUCAAUCUGAAACUAAAGAAUCUCUGCAGAUGCUCUUCCCACACAUACAAGUAGAGACAGAGCAGCCAAACUGGUUACAAGUGUUUACAGAGAAGGCUCGGGAGGCUCUCAGCCAGCAGAGUCAGGAGUCUCAGCCCAGCACAGAGCUGCCGGAGUUGCUUGAGAAACUGAAGGAGUCAGAGGAGAGCCAUGGCACCCUGCAGGCUGAAUGUGAGCAGUACAGGACCGUCCUGGCUGAAACGGAAGGAAUGCUGAAACACUUACAGAAAAGUGUGGAGGAGGAAGAGCUGGUGUGGAAGUCCAAGAUGGCAGACGCAGAGGAACAGUUGAAGGAGGCAAAAUUGUCUCUGUGUCUCCAUCAGGCUUUGCAAAAAGUCAGCAACCUUGAAGCGGAAAACCAAAGUGCACAACAGUUAAAGGAGCAGAUCAUGCUUCUGGAAGCUCAGCUGGAGAAGCAGUCAGACAACCUGGUCAGUUCAGAGGAGGUGGAGCAGCUGAAGCUGCAGCUGACAGAGUAUCAGAACCAGCUACAUGCGGCCCAGAAGGAGGCCCAGGCACACAAGGAGGAGCUCCAACAGGUCAGGGAGCAGCUGGGCGAGAUCACAAAGCGCGCUCAGGGGGAGCAGAACGGCCCCGCCGAGAGCACGCGCACCCAGGUCCAGAACGAGUUGAGUCAGACGACAGAGAAGCUUCAGGGCGAGGCGGCUCAGAAGCAGCAGCUCUCAGAGGAGUUCGAGCAGGUCACUGCCGCCCCAGACGCACUUCCUAUGCUUUUGAGGCUCGUAAGCUCCCAGUGGAUAACACGAGUCUGUGUCGCCCAAUUACAGGCCCAGAAGACGGUAGCAGAACUUCAGGCUCAGCUGGAUCUCUUAAAGGAUUCCGCAGAGGCCCCGCAAUCUGACACUGAAGAUUUAGCUCAGCUAAAAGAGCGCCUGGAUAAGGAGAAGAAGCUGUCCAAAGACCUGGGCCAGGCAGCCACCAAGCUGCAGCAGCUCCUCAAAGCCACUCAGGAGCAGCUGACCAAAGAGAGGGAGACUGUGAGAACACUACAGGAGCACCUGGAGGACAAGGGCGAUUACGUGGAACUGAAGGAAGGAACAUCUGUCUGAGUGCAAUCUCACACUACAAAAAAAAAAAGAAGAAAAAAACCAAACUGCCAAAUAUGCCUUAUAAUUACCAUAGUUAUGCAUUCCAAAAUUAUUUCUUUCUUGUACUGUAGUUGAUUGCAUUUAUUGCAAAUGUAGACAUAAGAUAUUUUGUGUAAUGAACAUUUCAUUCAAAGUACGGUAAGAUGAACGGAGAGAAUCCUGCGGCAAUCUUUACUGAACCCACAUUCCAUCUACAAUUUUGACUGUCAAGUUAUUUAUCCCCUUUCCUUAGAUUCCAAACAUUUCCCCAUAUAGUUCAGUGUUAAAAGGGAAACCGAAUGUGCGUCAAACGUACAUCAACCUGUGCAAUUACUUUGUAUGUCUUUUCUAUGUGGUUGAAUGACGGGAACAUUGUAUGGUUUGUCGAUGCAAAACCUUUAGUGCCUGCUUCCCUCUGUAGCCGGCUGCCAAUAACACACAUCGAAUUUGUAUGAAUGAAUAAACUACAGUGUUAGCACUAUGCAAUUCUGUUAAGUUUGUUUAUGGUUUGUUUUGUGUGAUAUGAAUCCACAUCAUCUUCCUUUACACGUGAGAGUUCAGGUUUUACUCAGGGCUACGACACCUUCGUAUUAACGGUUAAACAUCCGGCAUGUGGAGAAAAAGUGUACAGAGCUGUUUUUGACAGGAAGUGUUACCAUACAGCGACAUCCUGAUACUGCUAUUGAGCGUUCAGAAAAUCUGCACGGCACAGUAAAGUUGCUUAUCUUUCUACAUU
This is a messenger RNA of Menidia menidia (Atlantic silverside), 4396 nucleotides long. NCBI's taxonomy places the organism in Eukaryota, Metazoa, Chordata, Actinopteri, Atheriniformes, Atherinopsidae. The record is from the annotation of a GenBank genome assembly.